AUGGCGAGCAGCCUGGGGAACCACGCCUGUCACGCUUGGGCCAACACCGUGGGACUGAUCAGCCGUGUGCCCGUGAAGUGUAGCUGCUGCCUUGCGCGCCCCAUCUACGUCGCCCUCGACAGCCAGCAUGUCAGCCACUGGACUCGGAGGCCGGCGCGUGCGCACACUGGGCCUGGCGUGCCAUGGACCCCUCUCCCGGCAGGCGCGGUUCUCCCCGGACCCUGGGCCCUCCCGGUGCGGGGCUGGCACUCGUCCCAGCCCCGGUGGGACGACUCCCUGGUGGAGAAGUCCCUCAAGUCCCUGAAGGACAAGAACAAGAAGCUGGAGGAGGGCGGCCCUGUGUACAGCCCCCCCGCGCCCGCAGCCGUGAAAAAGUCCCUCGGGCAGCGGGUGCUGGACGAGCUAAAGCACUACUACCACGGCUUCCGCCUGCUGUGGAUCGACACCAAGAUCGCCGCGCGCAUGCUCUGGCGCAUCCUGCACGGGCACACGCUCACGCGCCGAGAGCGCAGGCAGUUCCUGCGGAUCUGCGCCGACCUCUUCCGCCUGCUGCCCUUCCUGGUCUUCGUCGUGGUGCCCUUCAUGGAGUUCCUGCUGCCCGUGGCCGUGAAGCUCUUCCCCAACAUGCUGCCGUCCACAUUUGAGACCCAGUCGGUCAAGAUCCGAGAGACUGGCGAGAGGCCCAGCAACGAGGAGAUCUUGCGCUUCUCAAAGCUGUUCGAAGACGAGCUGACCCUGGACAACCUGACGCGGCCGCAGCUGGUGGCGCUGUGCAAACUGCUGGAGCUGCAGUCCAUAGGCACCAACAACUUCCUGCGCUUCCAGCUCACCAUGCGGCUGCGCUCCAUCAAAGCCGAUGACAAGCUCAUCUCCGAGGAAGGGGUGGACACUCUCACCGUCAAGGAGCUGCAGGCGGCCUGCCGGGCCCGGGGCAUGCGGGCACUGGGCGUCACCGAAGACCGGCUGAAGGGUCAGCUGAAGCAGUGGCUGGACCUGCACUUGAACCAGGAGAUCCCCACAUCGCUGCUGAUCCUGUCCCGGGCCAUGUACCUUCCGGACACCCUCUCGCCCGCGGACCAGCUCAAGUCCACGCUGCAGACCCUGCCGGAAAUAGUGGCCAAGGAGGCGCAGGUGAAGGCGGCGGAGGUGGAGGGCGAGAAGGUGGACAACAAGGCCAAGCUGGAGGCCACGCUGCAGGAAGAGGCAGCCAUCCGGCAGGAGCACGAGGAGAAGGAGCUGCAGCGGCGCUCUGAGGAGGCGGCAGCGGAGGCGGCGAAAGAAGGUGAGCCGGAGGUGGUGGCGGACGUCCCCACUGGGAGGCCCCUGGUGGAGCCACAGCCUGAGGUGCCUGAUGUGAUCGUGCCUGACGAGGUGCUGAGGGACACCGCCCCCAUCCUGGAGGGCGUGAAGGGGGAGGAGAUCACCAAGGAGGAGAUCGACAUCCUCAGCGACGCCUGCUCGAAGCUGCAGGAGCAGAAGAAGUCCCUGACUAAGGAGAAGGAGCAGCUGGAGCUGCUCAAGGAGGACGUGCAGGACUACAGCGAGGACCUGCAGGAGAUCAAGAAGGAGCUGUCCAAGACCGGCGAGGACCAGCUCGUGGAGGAGUCCAAAGCCAGCCAGCGGCUGACCCGGAGGGUCCAGCAGAUGAUUGGCCACAUCGACGAGAUGAUCGCCCAGCUGGAGACGGAGCAGAAGGCUGGCACACUGAGCCCUGGCCGGGGCACGCCCGCGGGGUCCUUGCUCAUGGAAGCCUUCCUCCACCCCCAGACCAGGGAGAACUUCGUCAGCAUCCCCGAGCUCAUCAGUGCCAUGAAGCAGGUGAAGCACAUUCCGGAAGGCAAGCUGCUGCGCCUGGCCUCCGCGCUGGAUGAGAACAAGGACGGCCGGAUCGACAUCAAUGACCUCGUCAAGGUGAUCGAGCUGAUCGACAAGGAAGACAUCCACAUCUCCACCAGCCAGGUGGCGGAGAUCAUGGCCACGCUGGAGAAGGAGGAGAAGGUGGAGGAGAAGGAGAAGGCCAAGGAGAAGGCAGAGAAGGGAAGGGAGGCCGCCGAGGGAAAGAACUGAGUAGCGCAAGGGCUCCCACCCCAGACGCACCCCCUGCGCCCUCCACCUGUGGCUAUGGCUGUGUGGUGGCAUCCCGAGGUGACUCCCAGCGGCAGAGCUAGUAUUUUUGUCUGGAAUAAAUCAGAAACUUCCAUAAUC
Messenger RNA from Echinops telfairi (small Madagascar hedgehog), 2205 nucleotides. It is a transcript of the gene LETM1, whose product is annotated as leucine zipper and EF-hand containing transmembrane protein 1. The coding region runs from base 1 to 2067 and encodes 688 amino acids. Gene Ontology annotation, biological process: intracellular monoatomic cation homeostasis. The record is from RefSeq and is a predicted model, not a curated record. Gene Ontology annotation, cellular component: mitochondrial inner membrane. The transcript has 14 exons. Gene Ontology annotation, molecular function: ribosome binding; calcium ion binding. NCBI's taxonomy places the organism in Eukaryota, Metazoa, Chordata, Mammalia, Afrosoricida, Tenrecidae.